Sesamum indicum (sesame) is the source of this 1925-nucleotide messenger RNA. RefSeq names its product aldehyde dehydrogenase 7B4 (gene ALDH7B4). Gene Ontology annotation, molecular function: aldehyde dehydrogenase (NAD+) activity. The record is from RefSeq and is a predicted model, not a curated record. NCBI's taxonomy places the organism in Eukaryota, Viridiplantae, Streptophyta, Magnoliopsida, Lamiales, Pedaliaceae.
CCCCACACGCAGAAUUCUCAACCAACACGUCUCUUCUUUCCCUCAUUAUCACCAUUUGUACCGUACUCUUCCAUCAUCUCACUGUAAGUCAUCCUCAAUCCGACACACGCACACAUGUUCACACAAUGUCUGAAUUGAGUACUACUUCUCCUGCCUACGAGAUGAGUUUCCGGAAGAAAGAGUAUGAGUUCUUGAAGGAGAUCGGGCUCGGGCCGCGGAAUUUGGGUUGCUAUGUUAAUGGCGUCUGGCAAGGGAAUGGGCCCGUGGUUACUUCUGUCAAUCCUGCUGAUAAUCAGCCAAUUGCUGAAGUUGCUGAAGCCUCUAUCCAAGACUAUGAGGAAGGCAUGCAAGCAUGUGCUCAUGCCGCAAAGAUUUGGAUGCAGAUUCCAGCACCAAAGAGAGGUGAAAUUGUGAGGCAGAUUGGUGAUGCACUGAGAACCAAACUCCAUCACCUUGGUCGGCUUGUUUCUCUUGAAAUGGGGAAAAUACUGGCAGAAGGAAUAGGGGAAGUCCAGGAAAUAAUUGAUAUGUGUGACUUCGCUGUGGGAUUAAGUCGUCAGUUGAAUGGAUCUGUUAUACCUUCUGAACGACCAAAUCAUAUGAUGUUGGAGAUGUGGAAUCCUUUAGGGAUAGUUGGUGUGAUCACUGCUUUCAACUUCCCUUGCGCUGUUCUUGGAUGGAAUGCAUGCAUUGCUCUGGUUUGUGGAAAUUCUGUCGUCUGGAAGGGUGCUCCCACCACACCUCUGAUUACCAUAGCAAUGACAAAAAUAAUUGCUGGAGUAUUAGAGAAGAACAAUUUACCAGGUGCAAUUUUCACAGCAUUUUGUGGAGGUGCUGAAGUUGGUCAAGCUAUGGCAAGAGAUCCACGCAUUCCUCUAGUUUCUUUCACUGGGAGUUCAAAGGUGGGUCUAAUGGUUCAACAAACAGUAAAUCAACGAUAUGGCAAAUGCCUGCUUGAACUUAGUGGAAAUAAUGCUAUAAUUGUCAUGGAUGAUGCCGACAUUGAACUUGCUGUUCGCUCAGUUUUAUUUGCUGCUGUUGGUACUGCUGGUCAGAGAUGCACUACAUGCCGUAGACUGCUUCUUCAUGAUAGUAUAUAUCAGAAAGUACUUGAACGGUUACUUGAAGCAUACAAACAAAUCAAGAUAGGAAAUCCAUUGGAGAAGGGUACCUUACUUGGGCCGCUGCAUACUCGUGCUUCAAGGGAAAAUUUUGUAAAGGGAAUAGAGAUAAUCAAAUCUCAGGGAGGAAGGAUCAUCUCUGGAGGUGCUAUUAUAGAGUCUGAAGGAAAUUUCGUGCAGCCCACUAUAGUUGAAAUUUCUGCAAAUGCUGAGGUUGUCAAGGAAGAGUUGUUUGGUCCAGUUCUUUACGUCAUGAAGUUUCAGACACUGAAGGAAGCAAUUGAAAUAAACAAUUCCGUACCUCAAGGUCUAAGCAGCUCCAUCUUCACCCGCAGACCUGAAAUUAUAUUCAAAUGGAUCGGGCCCCAAGGAAGUGAUUGUGGUAUCGUAAAUGUCAAUAUUCCAACAAAUGGUGCCGAAAUAGGCGGCGCUUUUGGUGGUGAGAAAGCUACUGGAGGUGGCCGUGAAGCUGGAAGUGAUUCUUGGAAGCAAUAUAUGAGGCGCUCAACUUGCACUAUCAAUUAUGGAAGCGAGCUGCCUCUGGCGCAAGGCAUUAACUUUGGGUAAACAGACUUGAGGAGCAAUCAACUUUGGCAGAUGAAGUGAACUGGUAACUGUGUCCAGGGAUGUUUUCCUGUAACUGAUGGUGUUAAUUGGUUGUGGCUGGUUCCAUUUCUGAAUCAGCAGCUAUUGAAAGAUUUGUAUGUAUAAUUAGACAUGGCUUCUGGCCAAGACUUUCUACCAAUGAUCCAUGGCUGUCAGCAUGGAAUAAUGAAUGAAUUCGACUCUCAUUCCACUCCUGCA